UUACCCAUAGAUGAUAGAUUUGACCAUAACCUCAAGUAUAACCUCUAAUAUUACUUCCACUAUAAAAAUUAUUCAAGGCUCUUAUUAUAAAAACUUAUUAAAUAAUAAAGUAAAAUGGCCUUAUCCCAAGGAGCAGCAGAACGUUUAUCAAUUGUGAUAGAUAUAGGGAAAACGAUUUUUCAUUACGGAUUCAUUCCAACAGUUUUAUACAUGGGUUUCCAGAAAGGAGCUGAUCCGGGAAUGCCAGAGUUAUCGAUAACCAAUUUGUUUUGGUAAAUACAAAACUACAAAUUACGAUGCUUAUGUCCAGAAGAUCAUUUUUAUUAGUUGUUGUUAGUUUUUAUUAUGUAAGUUUUUUAAAAUUCAUUAAAUUCUUCAUGUAAUAACUAUAAAGUGUAUCUCAUUACUGCUAUGGUGGUUGCUUGUAUUAAAGAUGUAACAGUAAGUAAAUUGCAUCACAGGAAUAAAAUAAUUUGUUUAA
Messenger RNA from Agrilus planipennis (emerald ash borer), 481 nucleotides. It is a transcript of the gene Tom7, whose product is annotated as mitochondrial import receptor subunit TOM7 homolog. NCBI's taxonomy places the organism in Eukaryota, Metazoa, Arthropoda, Insecta, Coleoptera, Buprestidae. The record is from RefSeq and is a predicted model, not a curated record. Bases 115 to 276 code for a protein of 53 amino acids. Gene Ontology annotation, biological process: protein import into mitochondrial matrix. The transcript is spliced from 3 exons. Gene Ontology annotation, cellular component: mitochondrial outer membrane translocase complex.